GCCCCCAACCCAUCGUCUUCUCACUGUCCAUUUCUCAUUCAUAAAUACUACCACCCACCACCACCACCAUCCCCACACACACAUAUACACACAAAUAUCAAAUAACCCAAUGUCACAAUUCAACUAAUCUUCAGUCCCAAACACCCCUAAAUCAUCUUCUACCAAUUAUUAUAUACAAUAAAGUUUUGUGGGUAAAGAUUUUGGAGCUCCAAUUUCACAACGUGUGCAGAGUAAAUAAAGAUCUUCUAGAUUCGGUCGCAUAGAGACAUCUACAUAGAUGCUACUACCCACACGGUGAACACGGUUUUCACUCCACCAGCCGCCCUCGCCGCUACCUCCCUAUCAACCACAACGACACUACCUCCGACCGCACCAUCCGGCAAGCCAACACAAAGAAAAGCACAUAAGGUGAAUACCAAUAAAUGUUAAAAAAAAAACUCGAAGAUGCACAAUCAAUUACACCCGUCACAUCGUGCGAGCUAAAAUAACUAGUUCUAAACAUCUCUAACGAUGUUAAUCCGUCAUAUCAAUUCCCUUUUUACCCUUACAUUUGUUCUUAAUUACGCUUCCGCCCUCACCUCCGACGGCCUCUCUCUCCUUUCCAUCAAAUCCGCCGUAGACGGCGGCGACACGGUGUUUUCCGACUGGAACGACAACGACGACACCCCGUGCAACUGGACCGGAGUCUCGUGCGCCAACAUUUCCGGCAUUUCCGAUCCACGUGUCGUCGGAAUCGCCCUCGCCGGAAAAAACUUAACCGGUUACAUCCCGUCGGAGCUCGGAAACCUAGCCUAUCUUCGGCGGCUUAACCUACAUGACAACAACUUCCACGGCUCAAUUCCUGAUCAAAUCUUCAAUGCGACGUCGCUUCACAGCUUGUUCCUGUACGGAAACAAUCUCUCCGGCGACCUUCCGUUGUCAAUUUGUAACCCUAACCGUCUCCAAAACGUUGACUUAUCUCACAACUCACUCUCCGGAACCUUACAGAAGUAUCUAGGUAACUGCCGGCAGUUACAACGGUUAAUUCUCGCGGGAAACAACUUUUCCGGCGAAGUUCCGGCAGGUAUUUUCCCUGCGUUAGCGAACUUAAUCCAACUCGAUCUCUCGUCAAAUGCAUUCAACGGAUCGUUACCGUACGAUAUCGGUCAGUUAAAAUCGUUAUCCGGAACGUUAAAUCUCUCGUUCAAUCACUUCACCGGAAAGUUACCGCCGUCGUUAGGUGAGUUACCGUUGACCGUUAGUUUUGACCUCCGGCAUAACAAUUUCAGCGGCGAAAUACCGCAAACCGGUUCGUUUGCGAACCAAGGCCCAACGGCGUUUUUAAACAAUCCGUUGUUGUGCGGUUUUCCGUUGCAAAAAACUUGCCGCGACAACGGUUCGACGGUGGUUACACCGGGAACUCAGAGUUUAACGCCGAGAGUUAACGGUGAUGAGUCGAAAAAAGGGUUGAAACCGGGGUUGAUCAUAUUGAUUUCGGUUGCGGAUGCGGUUGGUGUUGCAUUGAUUGGGUUGGUUAUUGUUUAUUUGUAUUGGAGAAGAAAAGAUUCAAAUGGUUGUAGUUGUAGUUGUAGUAGAAGAUUUGGCGGGAAUAGCAAGUCGAAAUUCUGUUGGUUUCCUUGUGUAAGUAGGUUUCCGAACACGGAUUCCGAGGUGGAGUCGGAAAAAGGGGAUGGUGGUGGCGGUGGCGGCGGUAGUGGUGGUGAAGGGGGGAAGCUUAUUGCUAUUGAUAAAGGGUUUAGUUUCGAGUUGGAUGAGUUGUUGAGGGCUUCGGCUUAUGUGUUGGGGAAGAGCGGGUUGGGGAUUGUGUAUAAGGUGGUGCUCGGGAAUGGGAUUCCGGUGGCGGUUAGGCGGUUGGGCGAAGGCGGGGAGCAGCGGUAUAAGGAGUUUGUGGCGGAGGUUCAGGCGAUCGGGAGGGUGAAGCAUCCGAAUGUGGUGAAAUUGAGAGCUUAUUACUGGGCUCCUGAUGAGAAACUACUGAUUAGCGAUUUCAUUUCGAAUGGCAACUUGGCUUCCGCGUUAAAAGGUCAAACAUCUACGAUUCUUUCAUGGUCAACGAGGCUAAGGAUCGCGAAAGCCACUGCAAGAGGGUUAGCGUAUAUACACGAAUGUAGCCCGAGAAAAUAUGUUCAUGGAGACAUCAAACCCUCGAAUAUUCUCCUAGACAACGAAUAUCAACCCUACAUAUCUGAUUUCGGUUUGAACCGUCUAAUUACCAUAACGGGAAACAACCCAUCCUCAUCGGGUGGUUUCAUGGGUGGGGCCCUCCCGUACUUGACACAAACCGAAAAAGUCAACAACUACCAAGCACCCGAAGCCCGAGUGUCAUCCAACCGACAUACACAAAAAUGGGAUGUCUACUCUUUCGGUGUAGUUUUGCUUGAACUGCUAACCGGAAGGUCACCGGAGUUUUCACCUCCGACAACCUCAACGUCGAUUGAGAUCCCGGAUCUUGUGAAGUGGGUCCGGAAGGGGUUUGAGGAUGAAACUCCUCUUUCCGAUAUGGUGGACCCAAUGUUGCUUCAAGAAGUGCACGCGAAAAAGGAAGUGCUAUCGGUCUUUCACUUAGCCCUCGCGUGUACUGAACGAGACCCUGAUAUUCGACCUCGAAUGAAAACAGUGUUGGAAAGUCUUGAAAAAAUUAGAACAUAAAGUAAUAAUUUUUUUUUAUUAUUUUUUUGUUGUAAUGUAACACAAAGUUGUAAUUUUUUUGGUGAUGGGAUGUCACACAUUGGUGGUUGACAAAAUCUCUUAUUUUCCAAGUAAAGAAAGGUACAUUUUGUGGGAGGAUUGUGUUUAGUUAUACAGUUUAUGUUGUUGGUUCUUUGAUUCAACGCUGAAUAUAUAUUAUAUUAUAUCAUGUAUGACUUUUGGUCA
This is a messenger RNA of Helianthus annuus (common sunflower), 2874 nucleotides long. Its product is annotated as receptor protein kinase-like protein ZAR1. The coding region runs from base 511 to 2649 and encodes 712 amino acids. The transcript is spliced from 4 exons. Gene Ontology annotation, biological process: protein phosphorylation. Lineage: Eukaryota; Viridiplantae; Streptophyta; Magnoliopsida; Asterales; Asteraceae. Gene Ontology annotation, molecular function: protein kinase activity; ATP binding; protein binding. The record is from RefSeq and is a predicted model, not a curated record.